AAGGAGGCGGUGACUGCCGCCUGCUGCCGCCGCCGCCGCCGAGCCCGUCUCUUCUCCAGUCCCUAAUGGCGCUCGCGACAACGGCAGCAGCUGCGCGGCGGCAAGGCUGAGCCGAAUGGAACGCUGAGACACCGACGGAAUGUUCACUGUUGCUACAUAAUCCCGCGCCCCCUCCCCCCUUCGGAACGCGGCUCGCCCGGCCGUUCUACGAUGGAACCUGCGCAGCAACCCCAGCUUGGAAGCCGAGAAACGCCGGCCCCGAGGAUCGGCAAGGGGAAGCGGCCGAGCUCCCCGGGCCAAGCCGCCCCCGGCAUCGAGAGCGGCCCCGGCAUAGGAAGACCCAGCCCGUUGGAAGGGGGCAAAGGAACAGCCGCCGUCGCAGGAGCCGCGAGGACGGGGCUCGUCGGCGGCCACCACCGGCGAAGGAAACGAGGGGCCGCGGCCACCGGCUGCGGCGCUUCGUUGGCGCUAGCGGCCAACGGGACUCAAGCGGCGGCAGCGGCUAUUCCCGGCAACGGCGCCAACUCCCUCCUGUUGCGGAGAGGCAGACUGAAGCGGAAUCUGUCGGCGGCUUCUUCCCCCGCCGCUCCGAUCGCCGCCGCCGCCGCGCUGGGGACCCGCAGCUUAGAUCGGAAGACGCUGCUUUUGCUGCCCAAGCCUCCCCGGCAGCUCCAGCCUCUCCAAGCCCCAGAGCGAGACUGGGUGCGGCGGGACCUACAGCGAGGAUGCGUCCAUGUCUACUAUUACUAUCCCCAGCAGCAGCAACAGCGGGGGAGCGGCGGCGGCUGCUCUCUGCUCCCGGUGCUUUGCAACCUGGAGACCACCGCCGCUGAAGUGGCGCUUCGCUUGCUGCAGCUCGGGCACCGGGGAGGCGGGAGUAGCGCUGUCCGGGUUUGGGGGAAGGCGGCGGCCGAGGCUCCGCUGCUCCCUAAAGAAGAGGCGGCGGCGGCGGAUGAUUUGCUCCUACAACCAGCAUCGGCUUCUCUCGGCGGGAAAGAAGAGGCGCUGCCCGAGCCCGCGGAGGCUCCAACUUCUCCGGCGGGAAGUUUAACCCCGAUCCCAGUCGGGAGAAGGCCCCGAAGCCGGCGAGGGGCCCCCAACGGCUUGGGAGCCGGCGAGGCGGCGGCUGUUCGGCCCAGGCGCCUGGCUCUCAGUGGAGGGGAGAGCGGCCGGGCGAGUGGGCAGCCCAGCCUUUCCCCCUCCGACUGCAGCCCCGGACGGGCCUUUCCGCCGCCCCGCCCCGAACUCUACCUGUCCGGCCCGCCGCUCUCUUGCCCGUCCCUCUUGGGAGGGUCGGAUACCGAGAGCUUCAGCCCCAGCGCCGAAAGCGCCUCCGAUCGCUUGGAUCCUUACAGCGGAGGCGGCGGCUCUUCUUCUUCGUCUUCUUCUUCGGAAGAAUCGGAAGCGGAUCUUGCGCCGCCACCCGCGGCCAAGGAAGAAGGAGCCGGAUCGGGGCCUGGAAGGAACCAGCCACGCCGGCCAGGCGACCCGUUUUCGGUGCACGGGCCGGAAUCCCGGCUAGGCCGUAGUGCCUCGGGGGACUCUUCGGGCAAGGGGAAAGCUCUGCGGGGAAGUUCCUCUCCUGCUGGGGAAGCCGCCUCUCCGCAGCAGCCUCCGGCCUUGUAUGUCCAGCUCCACGGAGAGACUGCCCGCCGGCUGGAAUCGCACGAGAAGCCCCUGCAGAUUCAAAACGACUACCUCUCGCAGCUGGGCUUCCGGGACCUGUGGCGGGUGCAGGAGGAGGGCAUGGACUCGGAGACCGGUUGCCUCAUCCGUUUCUAUGCAGGAAAGCCCAACAGUACUGGCAACUCUGAACGGAUUCAGCUCUCAGGAAUGUACAAUGUUAGAAAAGGGAAAAUGCAUUUGCCGGUCAACAGAUGGACAAGACGCCAAGUUAUCCUUUGUGGGACGUGCCUAAUAGUAUCAUCGGUGAAAGAAAGCCAGGCUGGAAAAAUGCACGUGCUCCCCUUAAUUGGUGGAAAGGUAGAAGAAGUUAAAAAGCACCAACACUGUUUAGCAUUUAGCUCAUCUGGACCUCAAAGUCAGAGUUACUACAUCUGCUUUGACACUUUCACUGAGUACUUGCGGUGGCUUCGGCAAGCUUCAAAGAUUGCAUCCCAGCGAAUAAGCUCAGUGGAUCUCUCAUGCUGCAGCCUCGAGGAUAUGCCUGCCAAUCUUUUUUAUAGCCAGGACCUCACUCAUCUCAAUUUGAAGCAAAAUUUCCUAAGGCUGAACCCUAGCUCAUCAGUGGUCAGAGGACUUGAUGACCUGCAAAGAUUCAGUAAGCUGAGGAGCUUAAACCUUUCCAACAAUCAUUUAGGAGAUUUCCCUUUGGCGAUGUGCAGCAUUCCAACCUUAACGGAGCUCAAUGUGUCCUGCAAUGCACUCAGAAGUAUACCAGCAGCUGUUGGAGAUAUGAACAAUUUACAGACCUUCUUGUUGGAUGGAAACUUUCUCCAGAGCCUUCCGGCUGAGUUGGAAAGGAUGCAUCAGCUUAGUUAUUUAGGCCUCUCUUUCAAUGAAUUCGGUGACAUUCCUGAAGUCCUGGAGAAACUGACUGCCAUGGACAAACUCUGCAUGUCUGGAAAUUGUAUGGAGACACUAAAUUUGCCAAUACUAAGGAAAAUGCCACACAUAAAACAUAUAGAUCUAAGGUUAAAUGUGAUCAGAAGAUUGAUGGGAGAUGAGAGUGACUUCCUACAGCAUGUGACUCAGGUUGAUCUUCGGGAUAAUAAGCUCGGAGAGUUAGAUGCAACCAUCUUCAAUAACAUUGAAAUACUGCACUGUGAAAGAAACCAGCUGGUAACCCUCAAAAUCAGUGGAUACUUACUUAAAGCUCUUUAUGCCACUUCAAAUGAACUUGUUCACCUUGAUGUGUAUCCAGUUCCAAAUUAUCUAACUUAUUUGGAUGUUUCUAGAAAUCACUUGGAGAGCCUUCCAGAAUGGGUUUGUGAUAGCCGAAAGUUAGAAGUACUGGAUCUGGGCCACAACCACAUACGUGAACUUCCCGCUAGGUUAUUUUGCAAUAUCAGCUUGCGAAAAUUACUUGCCGGACACAAUCAGUUGGCAAGGCUACCAGAGAGGAUUGAACGAACUCAUGUGGAGGUCCUGGAUGUGCAACACAACCAACUUGUGGAGCUGCCAUCUAAUCUGCUGCUAAAAGCUGACAGCUUAAGGUACUUGAAUGCUUCUGCCAACAAACUGGAAAUGUUACCUCCAGCUACUCUUUCAGAGGAGACCCAUAGUAUUUUACAAGAACUGUAUUUGACCAACAAUCACCUCACAGAUAAAAGUGUCCCCUUGUUAACUGGUCAUCCUCACCUGAAGAUACUACAUAUGGCUUACAAUCGCUUACAAAGCUUUCCCGCAAGUAAAAUGGCCAAACUCGAAGAGUUGGAAGAAAUUGACGUUAGUGGCAAUAAGCUAAAAUCCAUUCCAACAACGAUCAUGAAUUGUCGCCGCAUGCAUACUGUAAUUGCACACUCCAAUUGCAUCGAAGUCUUUCCAGAAGUCAUGCAGCUUGGCGAAAUCAAGUGUGUGGACCUGAGCUGUAAUGAGCUGACUGAAGUCACGUUGCCUGAAACUUUGCCUCCGAAGCUGCAGGAACUAGACCUGACUGGAAACCCCAGACUAGUUCUGGAUCACAAAACCUUGGAGCUGCUGAACAAUAUUCGUUGCUUCAAGAUUGACCAGCCUUCUGCCGGAGAUGCCUCUGGAGCCCCAGCAGUGUGGAGCCAUGGUUACACUGAAGCAUCUGGAGUUAAGAACAACUACCUUCUACAAUGUACCAUGAGUGAUAUCUUGGCAGAAGAGCUGCAGAAAACAAAGAAUGAAGAGGAAUACAUGAUCAACACUUUCAUUGUAAUGCAGAGGAAGCUUGGCACUGCUGGGCAGAAACUCGGAGGCUCCGCUGUCCUUUGCCACAUCAAACACGACCCAUUAGAUCCAGGUGGAUGCUUCACAUUAACCUCAGCAAAUGUGGGAAAGUGCCAAUCCGUUCUCUGCAGGAAUGGGAAGCCUCUGCCUUUGUCUAGGUCUUAUAUGAUGAGCUGUGAGGAAGAGCUAAGGAGGAUCAAGCAGCACAAGGCCAUUAUUACAGAAGAUGGCAAAGUAAAUGGCGUAACAGACUCAACAAGGAUUUUGGGAUAUACCUUCCUUCACCCAAGUGUUGUUCCACGCCCCCACGUACAGUCCAUUACUUUGACUCCUCAGGAUGAAUUCUUCAUUCUGGGCAGCAAAGGCCUGUGGGACAGUCUAUCCAUCGACGAAGCUGUGGAGGCUGUCAGAAACGUGCCCGAUGCCCUUGGAGCUGCCAAGAAACUUUGCACGUUGGCUCAGAGCUAUGGCUGCAACGAUAGCCUCAGUGCUGUGGUGGUUCAGCUCAACGUAACUGAGGAUAGCUUCUGCUGCUGUGAGUUAAACGGGGUCCCUCCUCCCAGCCCGGGCAGCUUCCCCCAGUCUGUCAAUGUAGUCAUCAAAGAUAAGCCUUCUGAUGCUUUGGGGAUGCCUUCGUCGAGCAGCGGCAUGGCGUCCGAGAUCAGCAGCGAGAUCUCCACUUCCGAAAUGAGCAGCGAGGUUGGAUCCACGGCCUCUGACGAGCCACCUCAGGUAACCAUGAACGAAAACAGCCCCGCUUACCCUAACGAACAGCGCUGUAUGCUCCACCCAGUUUGCCUCUCCAACUCCUUUCAACGGCAGCUGUCCAGCGCUACAUUUUCCAGCGCCUUUUCAGACAAUGGCCUUGACAGUGACGACGAGGAGCCCAUCGAAGGGGUCUUUUCUAAUGGCAGCAGAGUCGAAGUGGAAGUGGACAUCCACUGCGGCCGGGCAAAGGAGAAGCAGAUGGUGGUGCAGGCCCCGGUGGAAGUCACUGACGAAGGCAUCGUCACCAGUGCGAAUGAAGACGAAACGUGCCUCCUUCGGAAGGCCGACGCUUCGGCCACUGGCACUAUUGGGCGCCGCCGAGGCAACGGCUCCGUGGCUCCUCAGGAGAGGAGCCAUAACCUAAUCGAAGUAGCAGCCGAUGCGCCACUCAGGAAGACGGGGGGCUAUUUUGCCGCUCCAGCUCAGCCAGAUCCAGAUGAUCAGUUCAUCAUCCCACCAGAGCUUGAGGAGGAGGUGAAGGAGAUAAUGAAGCAACAUCAUGAGCAGCAACAGCAGCAGCAACAACAGCAGCAACAGCAGCAACAGCGUCAAUAUCAGCUGGACCAACUGCCCGAUUAUUACGACACACCACUAUGACGGAGCUUUGGGAAACAAGCUAACAAGACAUUAAGAUCUGGAAGCUCCUUAGGUUUGUAUUACACUAAUGAGGUGAGGAAGGAAGGAAGCUUUUGUUCCACUUUCUCUUCCGGAUCCUUCCCUUUAACUGAGAAGUGCAGCUGCUUCUUGUUUGUUAGCCCUAACGAUCACCAACUUUUUUUUUUUUCCUUUCCUUUUUCUAGUGAUGCUUCACUGGUUAGAAAUUAAUCUAGUUUAACUCCUCCCCUUCCUUAACAUAUCAGAUGUGUACAAAACAAAGUGGAGAAAAAUUAAAAUACAAAAGGUUUAAUAUAUUACAAAGAAACUGAUGAUGACGUUGAUGUAAUAUUUUUUAAAAUUGUUCUUUUUUUUCCUCUGUCUCUUUGGAAAACAGGGCAGUAUUGCCAGUGCUAAAUGAUUAAAUAAUAUUGUAAUACUGUUAUUUCUUUGAGAGAAACAAAAAGGCUUUUUUGGUCUUGAAAAUGGAUAGACAUUUGUAGAAUUAUGGAGACUAACUCCUAGGAGUUGCUUUUACUCUUUCAGGUGACUUUAAGUCACUGAGACUCACUAAUUUUCUCUGAGAGAACAGUUGAUUGGGAAAUUCCUGUAAAUAACUCAGUGUUGUAUAGUGAUGCUUCACAUGUUUUUGUAGACCUGACAGGAGGGCACAACCUAAUAAACUGACAUUCGUCCCCACCCACACACACACACACCUGUUUCCAUUUACACCCGGGAGCUUUCGCAUGUAUGUCAAAGCUACCAUUGAUGCCACCAAAUUGGGAGGGCAGGAAAAUCCUAUCAACAUAUAGCCCUCUCAGCGGGUGAAGGUGAUGAAAUGUGUGAGGCCCUGAUGACCUAAUGUAUCUGUACCACCAUGUCCGGUUGCCAUUUGAUUUGGCUGGGCCCAAGUCAGCAGGGGCGGGGACUGUGUUCUCAUGUGAAGUUGCCCACAAAUGAUGAUAUUUUU
This is a messenger RNA of Notechis scutatus (mainland tiger snake), 6208 nucleotides long. The record is from RefSeq and is a predicted model, not a curated record. NCBI's taxonomy places the organism in Eukaryota, Metazoa, Chordata, Lepidosauria, Squamata, Elapidae.